Messenger RNA from Thecamonas trahens ATCC 50062, 4016 nucleotides. RefSeq lists its product as uncharacterized. The record is from RefSeq and is a predicted model, not a curated record. Gene Ontology annotation, biological process: RNA processing. The coding region runs from base 34 to 3936 and encodes 1300 amino acids. The transcript is spliced from 3 exons. Gene Ontology annotation, molecular function: protein binding. NCBI's taxonomy places the organism in Eukaryota, Apusomonadida, Apusomonadidae.
GAGGGAGGCACGAGUGUGAGAGGCAGACGAGCGAUGGGGCUGACGAGCGCACUGGGGGUGCUUGCGGACGACUCUCACGUGUGCUACAACAAGUACAAGGUGCUCAAGAGGUUGUCGGAGAGGGAGCCGACCAAUGCCAAGGCCAACAUGCUGAAGGACCCUCUCCGCAAUGCCUCCAAGGACGUCCACAAGGUGGCCAAGGAGGCCAAGGCGAACCCUGCUGCCUUUGCCACAGCCCAUGUACAGGCCUGUGUCGAGGUCCUCACCACUUACGUCGAGGCGCUGGAGAGGUACGCCAAGCACCCGACAGCGACUCGGCUGCAUGCUGACAAUGCAGCUGCUCUUCGUAAGGCUAUGGCAAGGUUCGAGUCGGACGGUCUUGCCUUUGUCGCCGCCAGAUCGCCGCCCACUGAAGCCGCCUUUGACAUGGCUGUCGGCCUCCUCACAAAGGUCUGGAUCGCCGCCGCAGACGAGGUUGCCAUCUCGCAAGACGUGGCUGCUCUCCUCUAUCCCCACACACAGCACAGCCCAUUGCCGGCUGCCGCUGCCGGCUUUGAGCUCUCAGAGAGCGACGGUGGCGCACCGACCAACGUCGCUGCCGCUGGUGACUUUGAGCUGUCUGAGAGUGACGGCGGCGCGCCGACCAACGUCGCUGCCGCUGGUGGCUUUGAGCUGUCUGAGAGCGACGGUGGGCCGCCGGCUGCUGCUGCCGGCUUUGAGCUCUCAGAGAGCGACGGCGGCGCACCGACCAACGUCGCUGCAGCUGGUGGCUUUGAGCUGUCUGAGAGUGACGGCGGCGCGCCGACCAACGUCGCUGCGGCUGGCGGCUUUGAGCUCUCGUCCGACGGCGGCGGCUAUGGCGCUGGGUUCACCGCCGCGGGUGGUGGCGCCGGCGCCGCUGGCGGCACCUUUGAUCUCUCCGAGUCGGACGCCGGCGACAUGCCGACGCCAUCGCCGGCGCCGGUGCCGACGCCCAAGGGCAGCAUGCCGCAGUUUAUGCUGACCGACGACGACGAGGUCGGAGCAGGUCCCGACGGGUUUGAGCUCUCCGAGAGCGACGGCGGGCCGGCAGCGCCGGCGGCAGGCGGCGGGUUUGUGCUCUCCGAGAGCGACGGCGACGCGUACGUGCCGCCGCCGCGGCCGCUGGACAUGAACGAGCUCAACUUGUCGACCGACGAAGACGUGGUUCUGCCAGAGGUGUCUGGAUUCGAGCUCUCGCCGCCAGCCGAUGUGCACGCCGGGCGCGGGCUGGUUGCGGCCGGAGUCGGGUGCUCGCUGGUGGGCAUCAACUCCGCGACGCGGGUCCGGGCCAACGAGCCGAGCUCUUUCAAGAUCUUUGCCGGCGACUCGAAGGGCUUUCCCAUGGUUAAGGGCGGCGACGAGUUCUUUGUCAAGUUUGACGGGCCGGGCGAGUACGAGGUGGCUGUGGAGGACCUUGACGAUGGGACGUAUGAGGUCAAGUUUACCAUCUUCCGCGGCGGCAACUACACCCUCCACGUUCGUCUCGGCUCCAAGUACGGCGCCGCCGUCGGUGGAACGCCGCUGCCGUUUAUGGUGGACGGCGAGGAGAAGGACGCAGCGGCAGCGGCAGACGAUGUCAUCCCCGACGAGGCCUACGCCAUUCUCGAGGGUCGCGAGCCUGUUGCAAGCGCCAAGAGCGAGUCGGCAGACAUGCCGCCGUCGCGCGGGCCGGACACGUUUGCGGACGAACUGGGGCGAGUGCUGGAGAUGCAGCCCGAGACCUCGCUCAUCGACGUCGACACGUACGACAAGACAGUGAUGAUGAACGCGCUGCUGAACACGCAGCACACGCUUUCGACGCUGCAGAUGCAGGCCGGCGACCUGUCGGCCGUGGCCAAGGGCGUGCUGGCGCAGGUGGCCGAGCUUGAGACCAAGCAGACGGCGCUGGUGACCGAGUGGAAGCGGUCCGAGAUGAAGCGGUCCAAGCUGACGUCGGACAUGCACGAGCUGGUGGCCAAGUGCUCGGCAGCUGGGGUGCCGGUCAACACAGCGAGCCUUGAGGCGCCCGAGCCGUUUGACUCGAUUGCCCGCCGGAUUCACGCCAUGCUCGACGGCCGCCGGGCUGGCCCAGGCCAUGCGCUCUCGGACUUUGGCGACGACGAGCGCCUCGCGCUGCGCGAGUGCCUCUUGCGCGAGGUCGACGAGAUUGUGGAGCAGACCCAGUCCGGGCACACGCUCAUCAAGGAUGUUCUCACGGCCAAGCUCAAUUACGUGGCCAAGCCGGCGCUUGGCGCCGGCGAGGAGGAGUAUGUGCCGUCUACCGGAGCGCCUGGCCCGUCGGCCGGCUCGCCGGCCCGCCGCCGGAGCGGCGACCCGUUCUCAGACGCCGGCUCACCGUACCGCGACUCGGACGACGAGUACUCGGACGCCGGCUACCGGAGCGCCCGCCGCAGCGGGCGGCGUGGCUCGUCGUCGCGCCGCCCGUCGUCGCUCGCCGCAGAGGGUCCGGCCGUCGAGCGGGCGUACGACGUUGCCCGCUCGGAGAUCCGCACCAUGAAGGAGACCGCCAAAAAGACCGCCAUGCGCCACAGGCUCAUGCAAGCUCGAGUCAAGCAGCUCGAGAAUGCUCGCUUCGAGAACCUCGAGAAGGGCCUCACCCGCGGCGGCGCCAAGAACGCCUCGGGUGCCGCAGUCCGCCGCCAGCGGACAGGUGGCGCCUCUGCCCGCCGCGGCGGCUUUGGCCCCGCGCCGGACGACGAGCAGCUGCGCUACGGCGAGCAGCUCAACAAGCUCUCGCUCGAGCACGAGACCCUCCGCGACAAGUUCCACAAACUCGAGGAGGAGCACAACCUGCUCAAGAAGAAGAUGCGCGACUUCUCCAAGGCCGCAGACACCCGCGUCAAGAAACUGGCCAACGACCAUCUCGCCGCCAUGACCGAGGCUAAGCGCCAGUUCGACAACGAGCUCAAGCUCAAGCACGCCGAGGUCAUCAAGCUUCAGGAUGAGAAGCGCUUGCAGGUCGUCGAGAUGCGCACCGCCCUCGAGCAUGCUCACCGCAAGGAUCUCCGCGCACUUCAACGCGAGCACGCCCUCAAGGCCGCCGCUCUCCGCGAGGAGCUCUCCGACCUCAAGCAGCUUAUCGAAGCCGAUGCCGACGCUCUCUUGCCACGCCCGGCAUUCAAACGCGGCGACCAGCGCGGAGGGCUGACAACUGAACGAUGCAACUACCUCCUCUCCCUUGCAGCUGCUAUAGCUCCUGUGGCGCCCGACCUUGCCCGGCGGCAUGUGGCUGGCAUGGUGGCCACCGCCCGGAACGGCGACAUUGUCCUCGGCGACUCGAUCCAGGCCCUCUACUGCCCGGCCUGCUUCACCCUGUACUCGCCGGAGACGACCACAACCCGCGUGACCUCCACAUCGGCCCGCGUCAGCCAGAGGGCACGCAGAUCACUGCGUCACAUGCGGUGCCAUGGCGAGGCCCAUUCACAAACACUCGUGCAUCUCCGCGAGAUCAGCGCCAUCGUCGUCCGCAAGUGCAAGCACUGUGGCUUUGCCGCCCACGCCCCCGGGAGCUACCAUCCACACCGGGCGAACGAGGACCCGAACGACUCGCUCACGGCACGCUCCAGAGGCUCCGAAUCCAAGGCCGGAUCCAAGGCGCCUGCGCUGCCGAUGGCCGGGGAGGCGCUCACUGGGAGCCUGGCACGGGUCCGAUCGUCGGAGACCACUCCGUGUGGCUCGCCGGCAUCAUCGGCGGCAAGCUCGCCGCGAACGCCGCGGACGCCAGCUCAGGGUGCGGCGGUGGUGGCCAAAGCGAGGGCGCUCAUGGCCGGCGGAUCCGGCCGCGGAUCGGGUGGAGGGAAGAAGCGCAAGCGGUCGAUGCAGGCGCUGAAGAAGAAGAUGGCCGGCGGCGGCGGUGGUGGGUCGGGGACCAAGAAGAAGAAGAACAACCUCAAUGACUUUUUGGCGUUGCUGUGACUAGGCGAUGGCCUCUCGUUGUCUGUGCACACCAUCCCUUUUACCAGUCGUCCCACGAGUCGCCCGAGCCGGUGCCACGA